Molecule: messenger RNA, 689 nt
Organism: Guillardia theta CCMP2712
Lineage: Eukaryota; Cryptophyceae; Pyrenomonadales; Geminigeraceae
Exons: 10
Coding region: 19-582 (187 amino acids)
Biological process (GO): respiratory electron transport chain
Source: RefSeq, a predicted model, not a curated record
AGCAGUAGCUGUUCGACGAUGGCGCAGGCCUUCCGUGCAUUGUCGAGGCUUGGCGUGAGGAGGUCCUCCCCUGGGCUUGUUCGUCUCCUCCAUACUUCCAAACCUGCGUUUUCCGACCUCGAUCCCAGCCGCGUCUCCCGUGGGAACCUCUUUCACUCCACCUUGUGGAAGGAGCACAGAGCCACUGCUCAGAAUGGAACGAUGCUGUCAGGGGAUGGAGACUGGGCUGGAGGGCUCGUGGGUCUUGAGAAGAACCCCGACGUUGUUCAGGACUUGACAAAACUUUGCAAAUACCUCCUCAAGGUCUUGGAGGAAAUGCCUGACAGCGCAUUCAAGGAGAGUAAUCUACAGAGAACUAAGUGGAAGCUGUCGGUCCUCGAGAGUGGAAAGAGUGAGGAGGAGAUGAAAGAGGAGUUUGGUUUUGGCGAACUCGAGGAGAUCCAUGCAACCACCUAUGGUGUGCUUCACAUGAUCAAGCAGUUGGGCAAGGAUUGGUUCACCACUCCACACCCGGCCGUCCCCCCAGAGGAACUUCUAAUGAACGACCCAGAGUUCCAAGCUCAGAACAAGUCGGUACCUUGAACGCCACGUGCUCUCAAGCUUUACGGAUGAAGAAGGGAGCAUAUGUUGAUGACUCUCGUGUCCUUUUGACGCGAUUCCGUUGAAGAAUGAAAGUAUUUGAUCGCACG